Molecule: messenger RNA, 483 nt
Organism: Aspergillus niger
Lineage: Eukaryota; Fungi; Ascomycota; Eurotiomycetes; Eurotiales; Aspergillaceae
Exons: 5
Coding region: 1-483 (160 amino acids)
Source: RefSeq, a predicted model, not a curated record
AUGAAAGAAGCGCAUAUCCUCCGCCUGCACGGCCGUCAUCCUAAGCAGAUUCUCCGUGUCCCGAAGAUUAGCGUUCAGCUGCUCCAGCUGAUUAUGCAGGUUGCUGUACUGGCGCGUCUUGGCCAUCGACAUGGAGGAGCUGCCCAUGGAGGAGGGGCCGGCGGUCGUGGAGGCGGGGAGGAUGGAGUGUCGGGGGAGGGAUUGGGAGUGGUCUGUAAAGAGGAGAAGUGUUUGCAGUUGUGUAGAUGGUGGUGGGUUGGACAAAGUGAUGUGCCUCCGGCAACAAAUGCUGCCAUGGUCUGUCUACCUUCAGGCAUCACUCUUGAAUCUUACACGAGUGGUAGUGUUACUGUUGGUGGUGUGAUGUUCGCGCCAGAGCCCAUACAGAACAGCACAGAACAGCUAUGGAAGGAGACGGCCAAGGAAAUCAAGUCAAAGGAGGGCAUGCGUGUCAAACAAAGCAGCGGAGAUGGUAGGGAAUAG